Adelges cooleyi (spruce gall adelgid) is the source of this 3900-nucleotide messenger RNA. RefSeq lists its product as uncharacterized. The coding region runs from base 511 to 3456 and encodes 981 amino acids. NCBI's taxonomy places the organism in Eukaryota, Metazoa, Arthropoda, Insecta, Hemiptera, Adelgidae. The record is from RefSeq and is a predicted model, not a curated record. The transcript is spliced from 6 exons.
UUAAAAUAUAUUAUUGCCUUUUAGCAACAUUACACCACUCAAUGUCCACUUUUCUGAUCAUAUUAAUAAUACAGGCGCCAAAGCGCUAUAAAACCUUCGGAUUUCUUAUUAGGUUAUUAAACUAUUGUUCAUACUAUCAUGGUGGAGGAAUGCCUACUUAAAAAAUGUCUCAUCAAAAAGGAUUCUGUAUGUAAAUUGUAAAGUGUGAAAUAAUUUUAUUUUUUAUAGUGCACAGCAUACAACAUAAAUGUAAUGACUGUUAUACGACACACAAGUAGACUAGAAAUGUUAAGCAUACGAGCUCUAAUGGCAGUCAUAUACCGUUGAAGAAGAUAUUUGAUAGAGAAAAGAUAAAUCGAGUAACUCGGGGAAACGUAUACACAUAAACUAAAAAAUAAAACAAACAAUUAAAACAAAAUUUUCCAUAGCGUUAUAUACUUUUAAAUUAAUUACUUGAUGAAUAUAGACUUAAAAUUGUCUUCGUGAUAUAGAUUUUACGAGUAGCCACAGAUGGACAAUCGGCUGGAGCACCCUAGGAGAAAAAUUAAGAGAAAGAAAUCACAAACAGAUGGUAAAAAAAAUGAUGAUAACUCAGAAGAUCUCUAUCAGUUUUACCGAAAUUUAACUCAACCGUGCAUUAUAAAGUUGAAAAAUGAACGAGAUAGACUGGUGUACGCUGCCUGGCUAUUUCGAUUGGACAAAGAACCGGCGCCGUUUAAAACUAAAGUCAUUCAACUAAUGCUCGUGUCAUUGCAUAACAUCCAUUCGUUUAGUAUAUUUUCUAACUUUCCUCCAGCAGAUUUGGCGGGUUUAGAAAUUAAAACCGAAGAGGAUACAAUACAACUUCUGAGAGACCUUCAAACCCAAACCGAUGCCAUUGAAAAGGACAGAGACGUGCUACAAGAAACCAAAUCGGACCGUCGGGUAGCUGUGUCUUCGGAUUUGUGUUCGUACGUGGUUGUUAAAACAACCAAAAGCCUAGUGCAAUCGUUUUUCGUCAGGUCUGAUACACUGAUUCACACGUGGAAUAACCCGCAGAAAAUUAUUCUACCUACCAUACUGGAUUCCAAUCAGUGGGAAAAGUCUCUGAGACGUUUGGACUUGGAAUGUCAACAGAACAAAUGCAAUCCGGUCACUCUUAAAGACGGUUGCGAGAGUAUUAUGAACAUGGAGCAGGUGUCAAAGGAAAUCGCUGCGUUCCGGUGGAACGAACACAGCGUGUUGACCAACAACAGGCCGAAAUUAAUAGCAAGUCAUAUCGACGUCGACCAAGACAUUGGAAAUCAACCGAGCACGCAGAGAAGCAUCGACGAAACGGCCAAGAACAUUGUGCAAAACAAAUCGUUUCCCGGUUACAAAAUGCUCAACCCGAAAGCGUACUCGACCAUAAUAGUUGCCAACGCCCAAUUAGUAUUGAACACCACGGGAGAAACAGCAGCCGAUUGUGACCAAACGAGACACGAGCCAGAAAAUUGCGGUUUGCCUGAAACUGCACAAAGGCCGCCCGACGCCUGCGAGAGACAACAGCCGUCCACGUCGUGUGCCGCAAGUAAAAACAACAAUAACUGCGAUAGACUAUCGAAAACGACUUGUAACGACAAUAGGCCUGAGCAAACGCCAAAGAGGAGGAGCUCGUCUUGCAAAAGGCGAAACAAGACCGUUCACGAUCGUCCGAGUACGUCGUCUCUCUGCUGCAACAACGAACGCGGCGGUCAAACGGUUAGUGCUUUGAGUACAGUUAUGGAAAACUGCAGUGAACAAAGCCCGUCUGGCGGCAACAACAACAACAACAGUUCUUGUGUGGCCAACACGACGACAAAUGGCCAGGCGUCGUUAAACGACAGUUCGAAUUACGAUUGGACAAUGUCCAGUGCGGAUUCGACGACGAAUCGGCGGGGCAGAUCACCGCAAAGGCCAAUACCAAGUCAAUGCAACGCCCAACAGCAGAAUGUGCAGUCAAACUGCAGUGGUGCUGCAAACGGUUCUAACCGUGCAAACGAUUGUCGCAACAAUAACUCGCGUGUAUCAUCCAACAGAAGCGGCCAGGCAAACGAUUGUACCAACUAUGAUUGGACGGUGUCCAGUGCGGAUUUGACGACGAACCGGCGGGGCAGGUCACCGCAAACGCCGUUGCGGCCAACUCGCGAAACGUCUCAGAGUCAAAGACGACAAAACAGCCGAGGGAGACACGCAAUCAAUGUGACUACCGAUUCGCGGUACGACGAGGCUUGUGGGUGGAGCGCAUUGGACGAAUCGGUCAACCCGAAGAGCGACUGUAGCUGUAGACCGAGCCAUUCGCCCAAGCAUUCGUACACGAGACGCAGGAGCCAUUCGGUGCCCAACAACGUGUCAUCAAACGGUAACAGCAAUCGAUGUUCUAUGUCUCCCCCCGGCAUGGAUCAUUCUCUGUAUCGGCCCGUGUACGAUGACAACUGGGAUCCGGACGUCAGCCAUUACUCGGCAUUCCGGGACCGAACAAACCGACACGUCAACGCUUCCACGUUUGUCACGUCCGAACGGCAACAACAAUCCGGUUGUAGGCCGUUAAGUCGCAGAUCGUCUUUGGUCGAUCUGCCAAACGACGCCGACGACGACGAUCCCUCUCUGGAUCGCACGAACAAUCGCUUUAGAUCCAACGGCACGCGCAGUAUGGUAGAAGCGUGGCUGGACGGACGUCAAAGCUGCCAGACCAAUCCGCGUUCGGCGCGGUUGGAUCGGAUUCUGGACGCGACCAACGCCACUGCCGAGCAGCCUUCGAUGAGACCACAAAAUGACUAUCGAUUGUACAGGGACGAGACCAUUUCGCGGGCGUUGCACAACGACACCUUGAACGAUUCCCGGUGGGAUCCAGACGCUAGCGGGUACUCUUCGUUCAACAGGAACAGGAAUCGGCGGUGGAUCAACGAUACUGGCCAUGUCACCGACGAAAGACUCGACUACUCGUUGCCGCGACGCCAGUCGUUGUUCGGCGACACGUACGACGACCACGGAGUGGAUCCCAGUGCCGGCGUCAUAACGGACCACCGGACUUACAGAAACGAAAGUCUCAACGCAAGAGUGUGGCCGAGGAUCAGAGAGUGCGAUCUCGUCGCCCGUCGACCGUGUCGUGGCCGUGGUGCCAUUGCUGAUAGAACCGCGCCACGAGUGUCGUUCGGAGACGAAGACAUUAGAGGUGUGCAAAUGCCCGUCAACAGUUUCUGCUCUGACGAACCGCAGGACGACGAACACGCGGACAUUAGAAGCGUGCAAAUGCCCAUCAACAGUUUCUGUUCUGCCGAUCUGGACGACGACGAAGACGUGGACAUUAGAAGUGUGCAAAUGCCCGUCAACAGUUUCUGUUCUGCCGAUCUGGACGACUCGCGUGGAGUAAACGAAUUGUCCAAUACUUCAUUGCAAGACACGAACAACAGCAAUUUCAGUCAGAUCUGUGAGGCUUUGCGACGAAGGAGACGAUGAAAAAAUUGAUUUAAAUAAGCGUUUUUAUUAAAAAUUAAUUAAAAAUAUUCUUUAUAAUCGUUUUGCACUCUUUUGUAGGUAGUGUGUUAGUGUUAUUUAUUGGCAUCAUCGACGUGGAACUGAGGUACAAUAAAAAUUUAGCCUUUCCCUCUUCAAAAUCGACAAAACCACCCCAAAAAUGUACACACGUGUGUGGGAUAUGAUUUAAAUAUUAUAGUACAACUUAAAUGCACUGCCACUAGAAAGGGUGGAAACCUUUUCGUUAUUUUGCUUUUGGUAUGAAUAUAUUAUAAUACAGUUGAAGACGGAUCAAUAAUAAAUAACAUAUUUGUUUUCCAAAAAUCUCCAGUCAAAUUUUGAUCAUUACGGAAAAACAAAAUCUAAAAACGCGAUUCCAAGUACAAUAAUUUGUAAGCAAAUUGUCAAUUGUGGUGGUCAAUUCAA